Messenger RNA from Saprolegnia diclina VS20, 638 nucleotides. RefSeq names its product 50S ribosomal protein L17. The transcript has a single exon. Gene Ontology annotation, molecular function: structural constituent of ribosome. Bases 96 to 512 code for a protein of 138 amino acids. Gene Ontology annotation, biological process: translation. NCBI's taxonomy places the organism in Eukaryota, Oomycota, Saprolegniomycetes, Saprolegniales, Saprolegniaceae. The record is from RefSeq and is a predicted model, not a curated record. Gene Ontology annotation, cellular component: ribosome; large ribosomal subunit.
UUCAAAUAGUGUGAAUAUGAAUACCGGAUACGCAGGGUAUCCGGACGUUGCGAUCCCCACCAUUAAAAUUGCCACAACCAAAGUCGACGAGGAAGAUGCGUCACCGUAUCGCGAUGCGCCGCUUGGGCCGUGAUGGCGAGCACCGCUGGGCCAUGCUCCGCAACCAGGUCACGUCGCUCAUCGAGCACGAGCGUAUCCGCACGACGCUGCCCAAGGCCAAGGAGCUUCGCCGCGUCGCGGAGCAGGUCGUGACGCUCGCCAAGCAGAACGACAUCUGCGCCCGCCGCCAGGCGCAGGGCAUCGUGCGCACCAAGACCGAGUUCGACAAGCUCUUCGACACGCUCGGCCCGCGCUACAUGGACCGCGCCGGUGGCUACACGCGUAUCGUCAAGGCCGACUUCCGGUACGGCGACAACGCCGAGAUGGCCGUCAUCGAGUACAUUGACCGCCCGGGUGAGCUUCGCCGCGCCAAGCCGGGUACCGCCCACCUCGCCAAGAAGCAAGAAGAGUAGAUUUGUAUGAAUGGAAUAAGGUAGACACACUUGAACCGCGUGUACGCACUUUUGCUGCAUCCUACUUGGCGCGCUUCGACGGCGUCAUCAUGCUCGGACUGCUCCGAUUGCUGUUCGCGCCGCUCA